Nannizzia gypsea CBS 118893 is the source of this 1446-nucleotide messenger RNA. RefSeq lists its product as hypothetical. The coding region runs from base 1 to 1446 and encodes 481 amino acids. NCBI's taxonomy places the organism in Eukaryota, Fungi, Ascomycota, Eurotiomycetes, Onygenales, Arthrodermataceae. The record is from RefSeq and is a predicted model, not a curated record. The transcript is spliced from 2 exons.
AUGUCACGUCAGUUUGAAGUUUACUACAUCCAUGACCCACCUGGGUUAACUUUAUCUGCCAUAUAUAAGGUGGACAGAACCCUCUGCGCUAUUGAAGGCUCCCAUGUGUUCCGAGGGAAGAACUUUUGGUUUGCAGCAUGUCCUUCCAGAUUAGGUAUCCCUAAUGCUCAACGGAUAUGCGGUACCCUUACUUGCGACAAAGACAGCUUUCUACAAGCUGCAGCGGAUGCGAUAAAUUCUAGCAGUCCAGGUGUCCAGAUAGCUUACCACAAGAUUAUACGACCAAAUGGGUUGGCAAAAGAUUUGAAGGGCUAUCUUGAACUGCAUAAAACAAUUACGCAUGAAUUCCUUCGGGCUCGGAAAGAAGAGAUUAUUGAUCUCAAAGAAGAGAUAGAGGAAGCCUGCAGAUAUCUAACCUAUGGUCAGUGGGAAGAGGCUCUGCGGAAGGUAAAAGUCCUGCAAGAUUCUUUAGCUCACAUGUGGACGAGAGGCGAAUGCGAAUCAGACCAGAACCCUUGGGUGUUACGACAAGGGAUAAACCCUCAUCAGACAGAAGUUAUCGCUCUGAAAGUGCAGAUUGAAGUUGUAUUGCAACUCCUCCAAGCCAGGGGAAGGGAGAAAACCAUCUAUACGUUACGAGGCAGGCGUGAAGAGCUAGCCUACGUAUUAGGGCGUGUUCAGGGGGAAAUCCAAUUGCUUGAGGGAGAACUUGGCCAGGCUCCCCAGCAAACCCAGGAUUUACUUAUGGUGUCUAGACCCCGAGUUCAUCAGUUCUAUCUCCUUUGUGGUAUUAUCCUUUUCCAUCAAGUGGAAAGCCAAGCUAUCGAGGAACACCGCCGGUUACUCGAUGAAAUGCUGUCUUGGGGGGAGAAGGAUUGGGAUCUAGAGCUGCGACGUCCAAACAGUAACUCUAGUAGCUACUAUACCGCUCUGUCAUACCACCUCCAAAGCAUCCCUCAGUUUAGGGGCCUUACCCUUUAUAAAAGUGAGCUAGAAACGCAGUACAAACGACUGGCUGCAGGAAUUCGGAGCAUGUCGGAGGGUGCAGGGCUACAGCUCGCAGAUCCGAAGAUGGAACAGUUCUCUGCGAUGCAAAACCUCCUGAUACUCGGCGCUGGGACGGGUUGGUUUACGGCUGCGCCAGUGGCCACAGGGUAUCUUCGGUCCCAAAUAAAUAUCAACGAGGUCAUUGGCAUGGCUUAUCAAUCACCUUUAUAUGAAAGUGUCGGGUUCGAAGACAUCGAGUCCAGAGUCGACUGCCAUCUAGAUAGCCUUCUCAUGUUCCUAGAACCACGCAAGGAGAGGGAAUUGCUCGAAGAAUGGGAACUUCUUGAGUUACCGGAUGUGUUGGAGGAGACCAAUCAGGUCAGCCUACAGGGGCAGAAGAGGCCAAGCCCCCAGCCAGAUGGCGAGAGCAACCAAAAGCGCCCGAAGAAGCGACCUUAG